AUGAUCAAACGUGACAAAGGGGAGUACGACGAAGCCUUGGUGCACUACCAGGAGGCGGAAUCCGUGAUCGAUGAUAACCCGACAAGCGAAUCCUGUUCAGCGCUGAGAAGCACAGUUCUCCUCAACCAAGGCAAGGUCUACAGGGACUGCGGAGACUACGUCAAGGCCGAAAACCUCUACGCACAGGCCCUCGAUAGAAUCAGCAGCACCGCCGACGGGCUACUACACAGAGAGACCAAGCUAUACAUAUCCAGCUGCCACGCUAAUGUGCUCGGCACCCAAGCAGAAAGACUCCCUGAGGCCCUCAAGAUGAUCGACAAGACCAUCUUGGAGUGGGGUCAGUUCAACAGAGGCGCGGAGGAUGACCAGCGGGUGUUGAAUCUAAAGCAUGGCAAGGCCUCCAUACUGUCCCGGGUGCCGGGCAGGUUUGACGAAGCUCUGCCAUUGUUUGACAGCGUGAUUGAAACAACGGCGGAGAGGCUGACCAAAGAACAUCGCAAAACCCUCGCCAUGAGGUUGGGCCGUGCAGCGGCGCUCAGCGAUGAGGGCGGGUUGACGAAUCCGAGGCGCGCGGUGGACGAGCUCCGCGAGAUCCUUGACAAACAAGUCAACGUGUUGCAUCUUCCGGAAACACAUGUCAAUGUGAUUGCCACGGACCAUAACCUGGCCGGAAGCAACAAGCAUGAUAGGGCAUCAAGCGAGUCAAACUACGGCGACAACGAGGCCUGA
Podospora anserina S mat+ is the source of this 729-nucleotide messenger RNA. RefSeq lists its product as uncharacterized. Gene Ontology annotation, molecular function: protein binding. NCBI's taxonomy places the organism in Eukaryota, Fungi, Ascomycota, Sordariomycetes, Sordariales, Podosporaceae. The record is from RefSeq and is a predicted model, not a curated record. The transcript has a single exon. Bases 1 to 729 code for a protein of 242 amino acids.